Messenger RNA from Daldinia loculata, 2690 nucleotides. RefSeq names its product torulene oxygenase. NCBI's taxonomy places the organism in Eukaryota, Fungi, Ascomycota, Sordariomycetes, Xylariales, Hypoxylaceae. The record is from RefSeq and is a predicted model, not a curated record. Gene Ontology annotation, biological process: carotene catabolic process. Gene Ontology annotation, molecular function: carotenoid dioxygenase activity. The transcript has 3 exons. The coding region runs from base 704 to 2497 and encodes 597 amino acids.
GUAGCCUCCAUUCGGCUUCAUAAUCUCCUUGCUGUCAAGUCACAACAGGUAUCUAACCUUUACCAAUUCCUCCGACAAGGAAUUCGAAACGGUUAAACCUUUUAUAAUUGGCCCGUCGUUAUUAGUCUACUACGUUCCUUCUCGAUCGUCACCUCGCCUUCGUCAUUGGCAGACGUGAGUGAAAGAGCUCUGCGCAAGGGGAGCUACGUACAUAUUCAGACGUAGAGUAUCUGACCAAGUCCAUCGGAUCUUUGGGCCUUAGAUACUAAUAGCAGCAUUUCUAUUGGCCGAGAUCUGAAGUAACCUGCCAAGCAAUACAGAGACUCCCUCGCAUUGGAGUUAUCGAACAUUCACGGCAGCCAGUUGGUCGCGUGGGCGACGAAUAGAAUCUGUAUUACUAAUACCGAGUCUCGCAUUCGUUUAUCUUUAAGAGACGAACUACUUCGUUAUAUCAUAUCCACGGGGCUUCGACGUCCUAUGUUCUCCUUACGGUAACGAACAGUCAAACAAUUUGAAUGAGUCGGGCCCGAAUCCCCGGCUUAAAGAUCACCGAGUCCAUUCAUAACCGUUAGGUACCUUGGGUAUAUAAUCCUACCCGCCCACUUCAGCUCAGCCCACACGCCGGUUAGAAAUACCAAUAGUCUUUCGGUUUUCUGGAAUUUGAGACACGUGGACAUACGCCAUUAACAACCUCCGGAGCAUCAUGGCUACAGACACAGAGACACAAGAUAUACGAAAGAGGGCAAUUAUUGGAGGACCUCAAAACGAAGAUACCGAUUUUGAAACUGCGGUGCGAGGAAUGCUGGAAGCUGAUUUUGAAGACUGGCCAAACGAAGCAGGAUUCGAAGGCCUAAAUGAGAUACGCGGUCCCGUAGAACUUUCUAUCAAAGGUUCUAUCCCGACGUGGGCUGCUGGCACACUGUACCGCACCGGCCCCGGGCAGUAUGUCGUCGAAAAUACCCCGAAAGGCACAUUCCGUACUACACACUGGUUCGACGGCCUAGGCCAAUCACAUAAAUUUAGUAUCAUUCCCAAUUCAGACAAUGGCGGUAGCCCUGUAAGGGUCGCAUAUACAUCUCGACGUCAGAGUCAGGCUCUAUACGACGCUAUUAAGAAAGAUGGGAAAAGACCUGAUAUCGGUUUCGGGCAAAAGAUGGACCCAUGCAUCGGUCUAUUUGGCAAGAUCAUGAGCGUUUGGAGAGGAUCACCGAAACGGGAGGAUCCUAAUUUUGACAAUGUCUCCGUUGCCUUCCAAGCAAACGUGCCCGGUUUGCCGUCGAAAGCUAAGACGACCGCCGAGUCUGGCCACCGAGCAGGUAUCAAGACUCUAUGGCUGACUACGGAUAACGGAAACAUGAAAGAGAUCGACCAGAAUACCUUGGAGCCGAUAGGUAUAGCUAGACAACAAGCGCUCCACCCGCUCCUUAGAGGUCCGCUGAGCUGCGCCCACGCCCAGAGAGACCCAGAAACCGGCGACUACUACAACUAUAAUCUUGAAAUGGGCUAUAAGUCAACGUAUCGUGUCUUCUGCACAAGCGCGUCAACCGGAGCAACCGAAAUUAUAGCUACGAUAUCCGCUGUCGACGUGAAGCCGGCGUACAUUCACUCGUUUUAUCUCACACCUUCCUUUGCCAUAUUGUGUGUUCCAUCAUCCCAUCUCGGUACGAAUGGCAUUCAAGUUCCUUGGAAGGGCAAUAUCGUCGAAGCCAUCGACACCUUCGACGAGUCGAAAUUAUGCAGGUGGUUCGUCGUCGACCGUCUCGGCGACCGCGGUGUAGUUGCCAUGUUCGAUAGCCCGGCAGCUUUUUACUUCCACAGCGUAAACUCAUUUGAGGAGCGCGACGAGGAGACGGGCGACCUUAACGUGUACUGCGACGUGAUGCAGUAUCCUAACCUUGACGUGAUAAGAGCGUAUGAAGUGGACGUCAUGCUCCAGAGGAACGGCGCGGCCAAGAAAUUCUGGGGCGACGAAGAGCGUAAUCGCAACUGUCACGUUCGACUUACUCGAUGGAAACUUGGGAUCCCCAAACCAGACACGAACGAUACGGAUACGUCAGCAACUCGACGGAAUGCAGAGAAAAUUUUCGAAAUCAAGGCACCGCAUGCUGGCGAACUACCUACGAUCAACCCGACAUACGCGACUAAGAAACAUCGCUACGUAUAUAGCAUAGCCAACCGCGGUUACAGCACCCUCUUCGAUACUAUUGUGAAGACAGACGUAUUAACACACGGGACGAUAUUCUGGGACAGCCCAAGCGGACACACGCCGGGAGAGCCUAUCUUCGUACCGCGUCCGAGGUCGCCUGGAGAUGGAGACCUGGACGAAGAUGACGGCGUGCUCCUGAGUGUCGUGCUCGACGGGGCUGGUAAGACGAGUUAUCUGCUAUGCUUGGAUGCGAAGACUCUACGCGAACUGGGACGCGCCGAGUGCGAUUUCGCUAUAGGGUUUGGGUUUCAUGGGAUGCAUUGGCCUGCUGCGGUCCCUACAACGUCCUAAUUUUAGUACGGCCGCAAUCUAUAUAAGCCAUUGAUGGGCGUGAAGGAUCGCGCUUAGGACGAGGAUAAGCAAUUAGCUUGUAGGCCGAGAACCGGAUAUAAAUAGGCCAAUAUGGAUUAGUUUCUAGUGUUGAUUACAGAGCCUGGAGAUAUCUGGAAAACGACGUGUUUUGAAGUACAUGCCAAAGUCAGAC